AUGACCGUAGAGCAUGAUUCAGUUAUAGAUAUGAACCAGGUGAUUUCUAUUCGUGGGCCAGACAUAUAUCAACCUAGUAUCCAUGCAAGCAUUAUAGAAAAGCAAGAAUAUGCAUGUAGUUUCGAAAAUCCAAAAAAAGCAAAACACAAGGGACGUCCAAAGGGAUCAAGUUUUACACAACAAGUUCUCCAAGAUUUAGACGUAGGGACUUCAAGAUCUACUAAACAGGCCAAUAUCGAAACAAAUGAUAGCAAUAUUAAAUUAAAACCGGGGAUUUGGUAUUGUG
This is a messenger RNA of Racocetra persica, 286 nucleotides long. Lineage: Eukaryota; Fungi; Glomeromycota; Glomeromycetes; Diversisporales; Gigasporaceae. The record is from the annotation of a GenBank genome assembly.